Molecule: messenger RNA, 1121 nt
Organism: Limulus polyphemus (Atlantic horseshoe crab)
Lineage: Eukaryota; Metazoa; Arthropoda; Merostomata; Xiphosura; Limulidae
Exons: 4
Coding region: 126-608 (160 amino acids)
Source: RefSeq, a predicted model, not a curated record
AACAAUAACCCAGUCAGGGGUAGAUGUGGCACAUGAACGAUGUACCUCCGUAGGGUUAUUUGAGACGGAAUCUGACCUAUUGUGGAGUUCCUCUUUCGCUGGUUUCGUAUAUUAGUCAACAAAGCAUGUGGAUUAUGUGGACUAUUAUUCUGCUCGUUAAAGUAUCGAAUGGUCUGAGAAUCACAUACCUGGAUGUACCUGAGAGUGUUCAAUCGAAGCAGGAAGUCCGACUUGGAUGUAUGUUUGACUUAGAAAAAGACAGCCUCUAUUCCGUCAAAUGGUAUAAAGAUGACUUGGAAUUUUUUCGCUACGUACCAAAGGAAGAUCCACAACGACAGUUCUUUCCCUUAGAUGGCAUUAACAUUGACUUCACCCGCUCCAACAAAGAUGUUGUGUAUAUUCAAGAUGUUCAGAUGUCAACCGGGGGAAGUUACAGAUGUGAAGUGUCUGCUGACGCUCCUUCCUUUAGAACGGUGUCCAUGGAAAAAGUAAUGGCCAUCAAAGUUGAUACAGGUGGAGCAGAGCGAAGUUGUUGUGACAUUAAAAUAUUAAUAAUCCUGUUUCUUCUGAACCUGGCACUAGGAAAUGGAAUUGUAUGUGUCAAUUAACUGAUUAUAAGAUAAAGAAACCUUGAAUUAGCAUUGGUGAAGUGUUAUUAUAAACAUAAUAUAUCGCAGCUAAUAUCAAACUGAUGCCUUCCGUUUACAUUUACUGUUACAUCAAUGCCUCGUCUCGUUUCAAGUGAUAUUUAAAGACUGUGGUUGCUGUGUUCAUUUUCAUACUGUAUCUUGCUAUAAUGUCAAUUUCAGUUCAGUGGUUAUUGCAAUUGUGACUGAUCUUAAAUCUAUGUAUUACUCGGUGAGUUGUUAUAGUCUAUAACUUGGAAAUAUAUGUAAACGUUCUUUUUUUUUUGGUUCAAAAUCUGGCUUACCUCAAAUUCUGUCAGAGAGAGAGAGACAAUAUAUUACGCCAUACAAAUAAAAAAUGACAUUUUACAUUUGAUUUAGAAACUAAAGUAAAAUCUAUAUUUGCAAUGAAGUAAAAAGCUACACAUACUUUAACAAUGAUUUAGAAACUAAAGUAAAAUCUAUAUUUGCAAUGAAGUAAAAAGCUACACAUAU